CUGGUCCUCCGGCGUUUGUUGUGACCGUUACCAUGGACUACAGGAAACGAAUAGAAAAUUGAAUACAAAACACCUCGGACCCCAUUACCAAAUAGAAAAUUGUCAGUACCCAUAAUGGAGGACUAUGCCCCAAGUCGUUAUAAAAUGCUCGAGAAAAUCGGCGAAGGUGUCCAUGGCUGCGUGUUUAAGGCCAUCGAUUUGCAGCGUAAUAAGGAGGUGGCCAUCAAAAAGGUGGCCCUGAAGAAUAAAUUCGGGAAUAUAGCGCUGAAUACUCUAAGGGAAAUUAAGACCCUGCAGCUAUGCAAGUCGGAAUAUAUUUUGAACAUCAUUGACAUAUAUCCCGACCUGACUGGUCUUUCCUUGGUGCUGGAAUACCAGCCUGACACCUUGUAUAAUCGCCUGAAGAGCGAAGUGAAUCCCCUGAGCCGCCAGCAAGUGCGAAAGUUCGCGCAUCAAAUGUUCAAGGGCAUUGCCUAUCUCCAUGAGGCGGGUCUGAUGCACCGGGACAUCAAGCCAGCCAACUUACUGAUUAGUGAUACUGAUAUGCUCAAGAUUGCCGACUUUGGGCUGGCACGUUUGUACUUUCCCGAAGAAGAGACUCGUCUUUAUUCUCCUCAAGUGUCUACAAGGUGGUAUCGAGCUCCGGAGAUUCUCUGGGGCAGCCAAAAAUAUGGCACAGGGGUGGACAUGUGGGCGGCAGGCUGCGUAAUGGCAGAAAUGCUACGAGGAGUGCCCUUGUUUGCCGGAACCACUGAUAUCGAGCAGUUGGCCAUUAUCAUUCGUACUCUGGGGAGCCCACGUCUGAAUCAGUGGCCGGAGUUGACCUCUCUGCCAGAUUACAGCAAGAUACGCUUUCCCAAUUCCGUUGGAAUUCAUUGGGACAACUUAUUUCCCAGCUGCACACAUGCUGUGGAAAUAAAUCUGGUCUCAAAUCUAGUUGUUUACAAUCCCAAAAACCGGCUUAAAGCCAGCGAGGUGGGUCCCAUUUGA
Molecule: messenger RNA, 990 nt
Organism: Drosophila eugracilis
Lineage: Eukaryota; Metazoa; Arthropoda; Insecta; Diptera; Drosophilidae
Product: cyclin-dependent kinase 20
Exons: 4
Coding region: 115-990 (291 amino acids)
Biological process (GO): protein phosphorylation
Cellular component (GO): nucleus
Molecular function (GO): ATP binding; cyclin-dependent protein serine/threonine kinase activity
Source: RefSeq, a predicted model, not a curated record